AUGAUGAACAUCGUGGCUAGAGACGGUGAAGGGUGCACCCCCUGUAACCCCUGUAACCCCUGUAACCUCUGUAACCCCUGUAACCUCUGUAACCACCCCUGUAACCUCUGUAACCCCUGUAAUCCUCUUAACCCUGUAACCUCUGGAACCUCUGUAACCCCCUGUAACCCCUGUAACCCCUGUAACCUCUGUAACCUCUGUAACCCCUGUAACCCCUGUAACCCCUGUAACCUCUGUAACCUCUGUAACCCCUGUAACCUCUGUAACACCCUUAACUCUCCCUGUAACCUCUGUAACCUCUGUAAACCCCUCCCCUGUAACCUCUGUAACCUCUGUAACCUCUGUAACCCCUGUAACCUCUGUAACCUCUGUAACCUCUGUAACCCCUGUAACCCCUGUAACCCCUGUAACCUCUGUAACCCCUGUAACCUCUGUAACCUCUGUAACCUCUGUAACCUCUGUAACCCCUGUAACCUCUGUAACCCCUGUAACCUCUGUAACCCCUGUAACCUCUGUAACCUCUGUAACCUCUGUAACCCCUGUAACCUCUACUUUGAGUGA
Molecule: messenger RNA, 561 nt
Organism: Salvelinus sp. IW2-2015
Lineage: Eukaryota; Metazoa; Chordata; Actinopteri; Salmoniformes; Salmonidae
Source: RefSeq, a predicted model, not a curated record